Marmota flaviventris (yellow-bellied marmot) is the source of this 2699-nucleotide messenger RNA. It is a transcript of the gene Fas, whose product is annotated as Fas cell surface death receptor. Gene Ontology annotation, molecular function: tumor necrosis factor receptor activity; protein binding. Gene Ontology annotation, biological process: extrinsic apoptotic signaling pathway in absence of ligand; activation-induced cell death of T cells; negative regulation of apoptotic process. The record is from RefSeq and is a predicted model, not a curated record. Gene Ontology annotation, cellular component: membrane raft; external side of plasma membrane; CD95 death-inducing signaling complex. NCBI's taxonomy places the organism in Eukaryota, Metazoa, Chordata, Mammalia, Rodentia, Sciuridae.
AGGCCAAGUUGCUGAAUCAAUGGAGCCCUCCCUCGGGCGUUCCCCAGCAAAACUUCCCUUCUUCUUGACCCUAGGGGUUUUCUUUAGGUCGUAACUCCUGUCUCAAAAGAAACGGAGUACAGGUGUUCAAAGACGCUUCUGGGAAGAGAGGGAAACAGUUUGAGAACAACUUCGCCGGCGCACCGGGGCGGGCCCUGGCCGAGCACACACCUGGACGCCAGCCAGAGCUCGAGGUGCGGCUCUCCUGGCCGUCACGUCUCCCAGGGCGGGUGACUCGCUCUGCUCCGAGUUGGAGAGGCCCUUUCACUUCGGCGAAUUGCUCGACAGCCAUGCCCAGGAUCUGGGUUCUCCUGCCUCUGAUACUUCCCUUUAUUGUUGGAUCAUUGCCCAAAAAUAUCAGUGCCCGAGCGACUGAGGUGUGGGACUUGAGGGAGAAUGUUACAAAAGCUGAGACUCAGUGCUCAGAAGGCCUGCAUCAUGGAGGCCAGUUCUGCUGUCAGCUGUGUCCUCCUGGUACAAGAAAAGAUGCUGACUGCACAGCCAAUGGGGGAAAGCCAAUAUGUGUGCCCUGCCAAGAAGGGAAGGAGUAUACAGAUAAUGAACAUUAUUCUCCUAAAUGCAGAAGAUGUAAGUUUUGUGAUGGAGGACUUGGCUUAGAAGUGGAAACAAAUUGUACCCAGACCCAGAAUACCAAGUGCAGAUGUAAACUGAACUUUUAUUGUGAAACUGCUCUCUGUGAACACUGUGACCCGUGCACCACGUGUGAACAUGGAAUCACUGAGAGAUGUACACCCACUAGCAAUACCAAAUGCAAAAAAGAAACUACAGGUUUCAAUUAUAACUGGCUGUGGUUCCUCCUGCUACUGCUACUCCCGAUUAUAGCUUUUGGGAUAUACAGAAUUUUUAAGUACCGCAGUACAAAACAUGGUCACCAUGAACUUCUACCCAACAAUCGGGAAAUAGAGCCAAUGAAUUUCUCAGAUGUUGACCUGAGUAAAUACAUCAUUAGUAUUGCUGAAGAAAUGACGAUCAAUCAAGUUAGAGAAUUUGUUCGUAAGAAUGGUAUCAAUGAAGCCAAGAUAGAUGAGAUCAAGAAUGACAAUCCGCAAGAUACAGCUGAGCAGAAAGUCCAACUGCUUCGUAACUGGUAUCAAUUUCAUGGCAAGAAGAAUGCAUAUAACACCUUAAUUAAAAGUCUCCGAAAAGCCAAUCUCUGUGCUCUGGCUGACAAAAUUCAGGAUUUUGUCCAGACAGACGUUGUUAGUGACCGUGAAAAUUCAAGCUGCAGAAAUGAAAAUGAAAGACAAAGCUUGGCCCAGGGUGAAAAAGAGCUAACUCAGUUUUGAGUAUGUACAGUCAACAAAGUAAAAUCAGUGUGAAAAAGGUCUUGUGUAGCUAAAGGUUGUAAAUAUCAAUUGACUUUUUAUUGGGUGCAUUAUGUUUUUUCAUUUGUGAGAUCUGUAGAGCUAUUCCUUUAUGGAGUUCAAAGACCUUAGGAUUCUUCCUUCAAGAUGUUUAAGACAGGUGGGAAGACAGACAUGCAUGGUCAAGAGUAAAUGCAGUGGCAUGAUAAACACCCAAAGAGAAGCCUGUACAAAGGGGAAAAGCUUAGGAUUGUGCUGUAGCGUCUCACAUGCAGUUCUGUCAGUGUGAAUGUAGUUAGUGAAUAUUAGUAUAAAUGACUGCCCACUGCUGACCUCUUUCCACACAUCAACAGAAACUGUGAACUUUUGCUGCCACAUCAGUCACUGGAAAGACUUGCUUUGCUUCUAUAUUACUUCUGUGUGAUUCUGUGAUGACUCUAGAGAUCUUGCCAUGUUUGUAAAUUUUAUUUACCACUCUGAGAGGAACAUAUUCAGACAGAGCUUGCAUAUAUAUUUGAAUGUACAAUUUAAUAAACUUAUGCCUCAAAGAUAUUUGUGCAGAUCACUGAUACUCUGUGGUCCAAUUUUCAGUUUUGAAUUUGAAUGGAAAAUGCAGAUUGGAUUAAAGUUAUUGAAUAUUUUCUAUUUGUGUACCAUUUUAAUAGACAAAAAUACUUGAUUUCUUUUUCAGGUAUCAAAAGCAUUUUUAACAGAUAUAUGUCACUAGACCCUUGCUACCUCCAUUGCUGUCAUCUUGGCAGCCCAGUACACUCUCAAAUAUGAAAGGACUGCCAAAGAAAUAUUUAAUGACCCCAUAAAUCAAGACUGCCCUUAGCCUAUCUAGCCUGGUCUGAAACAGACUCACUGUUCUUACAGGUGACAGCUUCAUGGCAUAUCAUGAGCCCAUGUCUACUAUCAAGGGUGGUAAGGUUUUUAUUUUGUCCCUACUCUGCAGAAUGUCCCCAAAUUCCCCCUGUAUUAUUUUUGGCUACCAAUACCUAGCAAAGAUAAAAAUGUUGUCAGGUUUUAGGAAUUGCUCUUGUUAUUGUCUGCAGAUUCUCAAACAAGCUCCUUUGCCUACUGAUAGUUGUUUAUUUUUACAUUAAAACAUCUGUGAAAGUUUGUAUUAAAUAUGAAUUUUAAUAAAGGAUAUUUAUAUUUCUACUUUAAUAAAGGUUAUUUUGUGAUUAUAUAGAUGUACAAUGACCUGAAGAUGGUUAUAAACUGAAGCAGGUACUUAGAAUUACCUAAAGAGCUUCCAUUGAGAGAGGAUUCUUCCCCAUUUAAUGUUUGGAAAUAUAGGUUAAAAUAUUUAAUUAAAGCAAUGUUCUUGGA